AUGUCUUCAAUUCCUGAAAAAUUUCUUGGAAAAUUUAAACAUGAAAAAAGUGAAAACUUUGAGGAAUAUUUGGCUGCUCGUGGUGUUUCUUGGAUUUUCCGUAAAUUAAUUUCUUUCACUUCAAUUACUAAAGUCUUUGAAAAAUCGACUUCAGCUACAGGAAAAUAUGAUGCACACAAUAUUAGUUCUAAGGGUGAUACACCAUAUAUUGGCUGGACGCUUGACGAAGAGUUUGAGGCUAAAGGAUUGGAUGGAAAACAACACAAGAUCACAUUUCAAAUGGAUGGGGAAGAUACACUCACUGAAAAGCACAUAAGAUUGGAUAAAGAAGGUAAAGCUGAACCUGAGGAUGUUGGCGAAGUCUAUCGCUACUCAAUCGACGACAAUGACAAAUUGGUUUUGACACUUGAGAAAGAUUCUAUUACUGCCCGACGCUUUUUUACAAGAGUUCAAUGA
This is a messenger RNA of Meloidogyne enterolobii, 456 nucleotides long. Lineage: Eukaryota; Metazoa; Nematoda; Chromadorea; Rhabditida; Meloidogynidae. The record is from the annotation of a GenBank genome assembly.